Molecule: messenger RNA, 237 nt
Organism: Lodderomyces theae
Lineage: Eukaryota; Fungi; Ascomycota; Pichiomycetes; Serinales; Debaryomycetaceae
Exons: 1
Coding region: 1-237 (78 amino acids)
Source: RefSeq, a predicted model, not a curated record
AUGACAUUGGGGCAAUUUCUUGACUUUAAAAAUCAUAUACCUGAAACUAGUUCCAACUUGUGUUUAAAACCAACUCAGUUGGAGUUGAAUUUCAUCUUGUGUACUGAAAAUGAUACUUCUGAAGGGCUCUAUUGGUACUCCUUGGAUUUCCCAAUUACUUGGAUAACUAGAAUCUUUAAUCUUGCUAAUGUGAUUCACUUUUGGGUUGGAUUACUAUACAUCCGUGAUGAGGAUUGA